Molecule: messenger RNA, 1455 nt
Organism: Plasmopara halstedii
Lineage: Eukaryota; Oomycota; Peronosporomycetes; Peronosporales; Peronosporaceae
Product: uv-stimulated scaffold protein a isoform x2
Exons: 2
Coding region: 1-1455 (484 amino acids)
Biological process (GO): transcription-coupled nucleotide-excision repair; response to UV
Cellular component (GO): chromosome
Molecular function (GO): phosphatidylinositol binding; RNA polymerase II complex binding; ubiquitin binding
Source: RefSeq, a predicted model, not a curated record
AUGACGAUCGGCAUCCAGACGCUCAACAGAGAGAAUGAAGCCAUUCACUUUAAUGAGAUUCUAAACAGCUACUUCCGAAUGUCGAAAUCCUCUGAUAAACGUCGAAAAAGACCGACAAUUCAGCAAGCACAGAUUCAGUCCACUGAAAAUGAUAGCAAAACAUGUUUAAAGCAGCUUAAGCGACUACUUCGAGACGCUGAUGUGGCAAUACAAUCUCAAUAUAUUCAGAAACUUUACGCAUGUGUUCUUUAUCAGCUCAAACGAGCCAAGACAUCACCUAGUAUUCUCUCGAGAGUAAUGGAGCUCUGUCAGGAGAUUUUCAGACGAUCAGCAAUGUUCCGAGCGCUCAUAGCAACGAAUUCAGCAUCUUUUUUCAAUCAACUUCUACUGUCAGCUGGUGAUAACCCAAAUGCCAAUGUUUCGAGGGCGUUGCGAGCUAGGAGUCGAGACUCAAAGCAGGUACUAGCAGUAUUAACGCUGAUUGAGACUUGGAAGCAGGAGUUCGGAGAGCGAUAUCCAUCAAUGGUAGCGGGUUAUAGUACAUUAGUGGAGCGAGGGUAUUGCUUUCCAAACAAACGUGAGAAGCAGCAAAAAGAGAGCGAAAUAGAGGCAGAAAGAGAAAGACAUCGCGAGCAAGUGCUACAUGUUAAAAGACAGCAACGUGAUCGCGAGAUGAAGCAGUUUGUGCCGGAAAUGGAAAUUGUGCUCAUUGAGAUGAAUCGCGUGUUUGAGAUUCUGAUCCCGACAUUGGAUACAUUUUUAGUAGGAGAUCAUAAUCACGAAGAGAGGAAAGAAGCAUUAUCGGCAGGGCAUAGGAAGUUUUAUAAUACCGAAGAGAUAGACGAAGAGUCUAGUGGGCGUGGUAGUGCCCUUACGAAGGAACAUUAUGGAGAAAACCUUCAGUGGGAGAAAGAGUCGAUUCUAAAUACGAAUCUUGAAGCUGAAACUGAGGAAAGUGUGGAAUGGGAGAGUGUCAUCGGAAAUGAAGAUGACGCAUCUGACAAAAACGUAAUCGCAAGUCAGAGUAGCGAUGAAGAUCAGAUGGACGUUAAUGAUAUUGUACAGAAGUACGGGCUUGGUAGCUCUUCUUACCAGUUAACAGUUGAAGUACCAAACAAGAUGUGUGAAGAAUCUUCAGAUAACGACGCACUGUUUAAAGCUCUUGCCGAUAGUGCUAUCCGCAUUCGGAAACGAUUUCUACCACUUCUAUCAGACUGGCAACAACACUCUACGUUGACAGAUCAGAGCUCAUCCAGUCCUUCGGUACUUCCGUCACAACGUGAGAUCUUACAACAAAUACUUGAUUUGCGUGAUCGAAUGACGCGUGCGCUGCUUAAGUGGGAUGAUCUCAAUGGCUCGAAAGUAGUACAAGAUGAAACGUUUGUUCAGUCAGCGGUCGUUUCGCUACCUCUCGAGUCCUACAGUUCACCCACUAAGCGCAGACGUCAGCAAUGA